CAUCCGGAGACUAGGAUGGACUUGCUGUCAUUUAUUGACCUAUCUACAUCCUUUGUACUGAUCCUGUUAGCAAGUUUCUUGUUUUACCUAUACGGAAUUUGGCCCUACGGAGUGUGGAAGUCACUGGGUGUUGAUGGACCCAAGCCUUCACCUUUCAUUGGCAACCAGUAUCAACUGGCUACAGAGGGAGCAGUGCCAUUUAUUCAAAAAUGGUCGAAGAAAUAUGGUCGCACAUUUGGCAUAUAUUGUGGACGUCUGCCGAUGCUGGUAACCACAGACGUUGACAUUCUAAAAGAAAUUCUUGUGAAAGAUUUCAACAAGUUUGCAGACCGAUUUGAGAAUGUUGAGACUUUUCCAAAGGAAGUUCAGUCGAUGUUGGCAUUUACCACAGGCGGACAAUGGAAAAGAAUUCGACACAUACUCACACCUACCUUUAGUACGGGAAAAUUGAAGCAGAUGGAACACUAUAUUCAACGCUGCUGCAUCCAGCUGACGAACAACAUAGAGGAGGCUAUUCGGAGAGGUGAAAAGAUAGAUGUCAAAAGAGUCUGUGGUGGCUACACCAUGGACGUGAUCGCCGGCACGGCGUUUGGUGUGGAAGUGAAUUCUCAGAAAGACCUCGACCAUCCAUUCGUCAGAGAUGCAGGGACAUUUUUGACAGACAUCCUCUCCCAAGGGGAUUUUUUGCUCUUACUUUCAAAGGCCAUUCCAGUUCUGGUUCCGUUUAUAAAUUUUCUGGUUAGACAUUUCUUUCAACCAAGAGGAUACAAGUCAUUCAUAAGAAACGUUGAGCGCAUUAAAGAAGAAAGACAACUGGAGGAAAAUAGAAAUAAGAAACCUGACUUUCUCCAGUUAAUGCUGAGCUGCGAAGAAAACCAAAGUCCAAACAAAGAUCGAAUGAAUGUUUUGUCAAGUGUUGAACUCAUCGCACAAGCAUCAGUUUUUUUCAUCGCUGGCUACGAAUCAACAGCAUCCACCCUGCAGUUCAUGGCCUACCUCCUGGCGCUGCACCCGGAGGUACAGGAGAAGAUUGUGAGGGAAAUCAAGGACAGGCUUGGCGAUGAGAUACCUGAUCACGAUGGGAUUUUGAAGUUGAAAUACCUGGACAGCGCCAUCCACGAGACAUUGCGGCUGUAUCCUCCCUUCUACUUCACUGACAGGAUGGCAUCUGAAGAGGUCACUAUCAAAGGCGUUACAAUCCCUAAGGGAGCUGGAGUUAUGAUUCCUAUCGCCAACGUGAUGAGAGACCCGGAGUACUUCCCUGACCCUGACAACUUCAUACCUGAGCGGUUUUACGAAGGCAGCGUCGAUCCCAUCUCCUUCUUGGCAUUUGGGUUUGGUCCUCGUCUGUGUCUUGGCAUGCGUCUGUCUCUGCUGGAGGUGAAGAUGGCCAUGGUGCACGUGCUGAGGAGAGUGAAGUUUGUGAAGACAGACGACCUACAGGAAAGUCUGAAGAUGAAGCCUGGCUAUGAUCUGACCAUUCCAGACCGAGUGAUUGCCAUCAAAGCUGUCAUGCGAGACAUAGCUGCCACAGGUUAGACACAGUCAAGGGCCCAGCAAGGAAACACAAUGCAACAGAUACUGACUUUUAGAAGUAUUUCUCCUAGCCUGUAACACGAUAAUAACAGCUAGGAAACCACCACCACCACCACCCAAUUGCUUAUUUUACAGAUUUUUAUUCCAUGAUUCGCAAGUACUCGAAAAAUGAAAUACAUACAAAAUAACAGUAUACGUAUUGACGAAAACCACACACACAUCUGUUAAUUACGAGUUACAGCUUUCGUGAUCGGCAGGACACUUUCCAGCAAAUGUUAGGUAUUUUGUAUAUUUUUUAAGAAGACUUUUAAUGGGAUUUUUCUUAUGAAUGUUUUAGUACGUGUAAAAAAUAAAACAUAAUUUGCUUAACUGAUGAGUGUGUGUUAAGGUUUACCUACAUAUAAAUUGUGUAUGCACUUUUCGAUUUUAUUGUGCCUCUUAGUUACUCUUUUUUUGGUUUCUUAUAAACAAGUGCACAGCAUAAAAAUCACAAUAAAAUAAUGCAACAUUUCA
Pomacea canaliculata is the source of this 2049-nucleotide messenger RNA. Its product is annotated as cytochrome P450 3A24-like. Gene Ontology annotation, molecular function: oxidoreductase activity, acting on paired donors, with incorporation or reduction of molecular oxygen; iron ion binding; steroid hydroxylase activity. The transcript has 14 exons. Bases 16 to 1539 code for a protein of 507 amino acids. The record is from RefSeq and is a predicted model, not a curated record. NCBI's taxonomy places the organism in Eukaryota, Metazoa, Mollusca, Gastropoda, Architaenioglossa, Ampullariidae.